This is a messenger RNA of Drosophila suzukii, 649 nucleotides long. The record is from RefSeq and is a predicted model, not a curated record. NCBI's taxonomy places the organism in Eukaryota, Metazoa, Arthropoda, Insecta, Diptera, Drosophilidae.
GUGCCACAGCAAAGCUUCUCGCAGUCGGACGCAACACAAAUUCCAACAUGAAUUCCAUUCCGGUCCUGUUCCUGGUGAUCCUCGGCGCCAGCCUGACCUGGUCACUGCCCAUGAACCCCGAUCAGGAUCAGAAAGAUCUAAAGCCAGUGGGUCAGCAGUUUAACCAGAUGGCCAAUAGCGAUGCCGAGUCUGAGUUCAUUGAGCGAAUUCCGCCCAAGGGUCAGAACAGUUCGGAGGAGGAGAAGGCCCAAUACGAUGUGGUCACACUGCUGGACAUGUUGGAGACCGCAGGAGUGAGGUCAGCCGAUAAACGGGAACUGCACUCGUUGAACUACGGUGAACUGAUCAGGUUACUGGCCCUCUGGAAGAUGUCCCAGGAUCGUAACGUUUACGUGGCCAAAGGACCCGAGGUGCAGCCCGAUCAGGCCAUCGAUACCGAUACUCGUUAAUUUUGAUUGCUCAAUGAAUCAGCUCGUUUAUUAAAGCCAAAGUUCAGUUUAUAUAUAAUGGUGACAAGAGGAAAAGGCUAGUACGCUCUUCGGAGAGCGAAGAUGGAGGAAACAACGACAACUAUAUGAUACUCUAAUAUGAUGGAUUCAAUUUGAUGCACCCUCAAAACGACAGAAUAAAUAACAAUGUAACUACAAAA